UUGAUUUCGGGCCGCCGCGCGAUGGAGGUACAACAGGGCUCUGGUCGUUAUGUCGGGGACGUGAAACGACAGCUGCGGGACGGGUUUGGUCUGUAUGUUUAUCCGAACAGCUUUUAUCAGUAUGAGGGAGAAUGGAAAAAUGGGAAAAAGCACGGUAUUGGGAAGUUUCUCAUGAAGGAUGGAAGUUACUAUGAAGGAGAGUUUGCGAAUGGAGAAAUAGAAGGGAACGGUAUCCGGUACUGGGCUUCUUCUGGAAAUGAAUAUUGUGGACAGUUCUCACAGGGAGAGCUUCAUGGAUUUGGAGUGAUGAAGUACUUUGAUGGCACUCGAUAUGAAGGAGAGUUUCACUAUGGUGUCCGAACAGGACAUGGAGCACUGAUAGAUAAAGAGGGCCAGGUGUACCGAGGCUCCUUUCACAACAAUAAGAAACAAGGAGAAGGAGAAAUGUAUUAUAAGUAUGGGAGCUACUAUCAGGGAGAUUGGGUACUGGACCAGCGACAGGGCCAUGGCAUUAUGCAGUACGCUGAUGGUACUCUUUAUGAGGGACAGUGGAGAAAUGACCUGUAUAAUGGACAAGGCUCCAUGAUUCAUUGUAGUGGAGUCAUUUAUGAUGGAAUAUGGAUCAAUGGCCGUCCUGCCGCUGAAGCCAGUAAGCUGGUGAUCCUUGGUGAAGAAAUACGGGAGGUGGUGGAGGGCUGUCCUUUCUCUGUUGAAGUUCAGCUCCAAAACAACAAAGGCGAGCUAGUGAAAGCUGAAAGUGGGCGAGUGUUGCAGAUCUUGGCAGGAAUAAAGCAUGUUAAGCUCUCCCCAAAUGUCAGUGAUACCUUCCUGGAGCAGGAGGAUCUAGAAGAAUCACUUUUUGAAACACCACUUGGUUACACCGCCAUCAAUUAUCCCUUGAUGGCAUAUGUGCCAGAACCUGACAAGGCAGUUAACAAUGCUGAACCAUGUAGAUCUGAAGUUACCACAGGCAGGUCAUUGAGUACCAAAGACACCUCUGUGAAUGAAACUAAACUGGAUUUUCUUCCAAUAACUGGAAACAUACAUGGCUCAUUGCAAGGGUCCCAGUUCACUCCAGCAGUAGAGAAGGAACCUUCUGCUCCACCCAAUCAGAGAACAGAAAAUGGUUAUGCGGUAUUUUGUAAUAUUGCACUUGCUUUGCCACCAGACAACUAUCAACCUUUGGAUGAAUUAGAAAAGAAAACGAGCAAGAGGUUGAGUAGCAGAACAGUCUCACAGGAGAAGAUAUCUGAGAGCAGAUCUGAAGUCAGUAUCAAAUUGAGCGGGAAAUCAAAGAAGAAGCAGAAUGUCACAGAUCCACAGAUUGUGAGACCAGGUGAUUAUGUUAUUAUGGUGAAGGACGUGACAACCCCACCUUUCCUGGAUCGCACUCUCCCUCCAGCUUUCAUUCUCCUGAAGGUGAAACCACACAAAGCAAGCAAAAAGAGCAGCAGAAAGGAGCACCAGAAGGUGUCCAACAAGUAAUGAAAUUCCUGAAGAACAUUACAUCUGACGAAGUUUGAGCACUAGCUUUCGUGUAUUAUUUUUGCUCUACACCACUUUGAUCUGCCAGACAUAGCCCCCUUCUUUGAUCUUUCCUUUCUCCACUCCUCCCUUGAUACCAUCACUUGGGGUGACAGCUUGAAACACUAUUUCAUGUCACACGUUCAUAGCCAGAAGAGAGUGCAGACUCUCAUCCCAUUAGUCUGGGUCAGAGUUGAGUCCAGUUCUGAGAAGUGAAAGGGAAUAUGCUAAACCACAGUAAACACCCAGUCCCAGAAUAGUCUGCUCUAUAAAUGAGACCAUCAAGUGCUCAGAAAGAAAAGUCCCUGCUGUAAGCGGAGGUGUCAUUUCAGAACAGAUUUGCACCAGAAGAGAGUGGUUGUUUUUUGUAUUCUGUUUACUUCAGUUCAUUAAGGUAUAAAUAUUUUUUAAGGUCUCUAUUUAAUAAACCAUGUGUUUGAAUGUUUUCACUUCCUUUAAAACUGCAAGGGUCUCUAAGUUUCAGAUGCAGCUGGUGGGAGGAAAGUCUUUAUAUCUCAUUGAGAGGUUCAUGUUUAUGAAGCUGAACAGGAUGGUCAGAUCUAAAGGAAGUUAAGGCAGCAAAUAUUUUCUGAAAACAACUUAAAUACUAUACCAAAGUGACCUGCUUGCCCAUCCAAAUUACAGCUUUCCCAAUGUUUUUGUCAGUGUGUAAAUGUGCCACAUUCAGCAAGAUCAUUCCUUAGCUUAUGCUGGGUUAGCAGAUUUCAGCUGGACUGGUUAUAGUGAAGCUAUCAUCUGCCUCACUGCCCACAGUUAAUUACCCUGCCAUUUAAAUCAUUACUCAGAUGUGGUACCAGAUUGACCUCCAAACUGUAAUCCUUCCUUUUUACAGAGAAGUGCAAGGCUAUGGAAAAAGAAUAUGGAGUCACCGGGUUAGCACAGGCACGAUGGCCCAAAUGGCCUCCACUUCUAUUUGGUUAUAUGAAGUGGAAAAAAAAGUUAAGGGGAAUUUUAAAUUUCACCACAGUGCAGCUAUCUUUCUGUUAAAGAUCUGUGUUGACAGCCACUUUUGAUAGGGUCUGGAACACUCCUUUCUGGGUGAAUGUCUUUCUUUCUGCCUCUGAUAUUUCAAUUUCUCUCUCAUUUUGAUUUUUUUUCUGUGUGUCUAUCCCCAAAUCAUCCUCAUAGUGCAGUAAUGCUUGUAGUCUUUUAGCUGGCAAAUGACCUGCUUUAUUUAUCAUACUUGUUGUCUCUUCAUUUUCUGUCUGCUGCAAUCUUCAGUUGACCCUUACGUCUCUGCUUCUUGAUUGACAGCAACUCUGCUCCCCCACCUCCCAACAUCGUAACCAUGACUACUCCUCCAUCUGUUCCCCCACCAGACCCUUCCUGCUCCUCUGUACUCAAUGAUAUUGACCCAAAGUCGUGUUUUUUGUUAACCUUCAGUGUUGCAUCAUUAGUUCAAUAUGUCAAUUAAUUAUCUCUGGAUAGUUCAUUUAACUAUGCUUUUUUCGAAAUGUAUAAACCAUUUGGAAAAAAAAGCUUUUUGACGUAUGAAACAG
Hemiscyllium ocellatum (epaulette shark) is the source of this 3044-nucleotide messenger RNA. RefSeq names its product MORN repeat-containing protein 1-like. NCBI's taxonomy places the organism in Eukaryota, Metazoa, Chordata, Chondrichthyes, Orectolobiformes, Hemiscylliidae. The transcript is spliced from 14 exons. The coding region runs from base 22 to 1485 and encodes 487 amino acids. The record is from RefSeq and is a predicted model, not a curated record.